Messenger RNA from Temnothorax curvispinosus, 898 nucleotides. Its product is annotated as U6 snRNA-associated Sm-like protein LSm2. NCBI's taxonomy places the organism in Eukaryota, Metazoa, Arthropoda, Insecta, Hymenoptera, Formicidae. Gene Ontology annotation, molecular function: RNA binding. The record is from RefSeq and is a predicted model, not a curated record. Gene Ontology annotation, biological process: mRNA splicing, via spliceosome. Bases 161 to 451 code for a protein of 96 amino acids. The transcript has 4 exons. Gene Ontology annotation, cellular component: catalytic step 2 spliceosome; Lsm1-7-Pat1 complex; precatalytic spliceosome.
CCAUGCGUCGCAGCGUCGCUCCGUCGAUUCGUCGUUUCGUGAUGAGGUUAUAAAUUUGCCGCCGAGACUCUUUGUAAGGCAUUUAUCAUUGUAAAUAAUUGCAAAGUAGCACACACGAUACUAAAUAUCCUAGUGAUCGCAGUGAUCUAUCGAAUUAGUCAUGCUGUUCUAUUCCUUCUUCAAAUCCUUGAUCGGAAAGGACGUGGUGGUCGAGCUAAAAAAUGACCUCAGUAUCUGCGGCACAUUGUAUUCCGUCGAUCAGUAUCUGAACAUAAAACUGGCCGACAUUAGCGUAACGGAUUCAGAGAAGUAUCCUCACAUGUUAUCGGUAAAGAAUUGCUUCAUACGUGGAUCUGUGGUACGAUAUGUACAACUUCCAGUGGAUGAAGUAGAUAUCCAUCUCUUAACUGAAGCAGCGCGGAGAGAAGCGAUGACCGCUCAAGCGAGAUAGCUCAUAGUUUUAUUAAAUGCAUUGCUUUUGUCAAGAAUCCAUUUCUUCUCUUUAGUUAUAACAUACAUUUUGUAUUUAGUAUAGAAAAUAAUAUAGGGAAUCGUUUCACAUUAUUCACGCAAGAUUUUUUUUUCUGAAAAUGUGGGUAAUAAUGUAACAUACCUCAAUAUAUAUUUUUAUUCAGUUGUUUUAAAAUAAGAGAUAUUUGUAAGAAAAAAGGUGUUCUACAUUUGUUUUGUAGAUUCUGUGUUAUCCUUGCUCCUUUUUUUAUUAAGUACUUAACGUGAUAAAAACAAAUAUAUAGUAUAACAACUAGCUAUUUGUUCAUGUUACGCAUCAUAGGAAUGAUUAGCACAAUCCAGUUUGUCCAUCUAUUAUAUAUUUCCACUCUGAUAAUGUUUUAUCAUGCCAGAUAUAUUUUCCUUUUAUCUCUGUAUUUUCCGGCAA